This is a messenger RNA of Phyllostomus hastatus (greater spear-nosed bat), 4466 nucleotides long. It is a transcript of the gene ZFYVE1, whose product is annotated as zinc finger FYVE-type containing 1. NCBI's taxonomy places the organism in Eukaryota, Metazoa, Chordata, Mammalia, Chiroptera, Phyllostomidae. The record is from RefSeq and is a predicted model, not a curated record. Gene Ontology annotation, molecular function: metal ion binding. The coding region runs from base 669 to 3032 and encodes 787 amino acids. The transcript is spliced from 12 exons.
CCUCUCCUCCCUCCCCGGACUGCACCGUUCAUGCCUUCCUGUUAGUCUGAGCUGGAUGAAGUUCACUCUGAUCAGCUGAUCCCAACUGACAACAGGAGAGGAGGAAGCCCGAGAGGCAGCGAAGGAGGAGGGGGGCGGAGAUGGAGAUGAGGAUGGAUCCACCGGUGCCCUGAGGAACAGCCCCCGCCCCCACCGGUGCCCGGCGGUCCCCAGACACCGCCUGGCCGCGGCCGAUCUGCUCCGUGGUAUCCCCUGAAUAUUGACUUGAGGUUGGAUUGUAUUGAAAAGUUCCUGACCACUCUCUUUCACUACCAGAACCUCGUGCUUGAGGCCCAACGCAUGAGUCCAUCUCAGUGAACUCAUCCGAUCUCUCUCAGAUAGCCAUAAAAGACCCUUCCAAGUUAAUUUCGACCACAUAUAUGUCUGCACUUUAUGGAGGAUGAAACCAUCAAACCAAAUCAACAUUGCUGCUGAUACAGGCGUUUUGGAAACAGAAAAUAAAAAAUUCAAACAUUUGUGAUUGUGUGCAGAAUUCUAAUGGGACACUGAGUUGUGUGUUUGUGUGUGUGUGUUCAAGGUGUUCAGAAAGAACCCUGUGGUAUUCUCUGUGCAGUCUUCAGACUCAAAGCCUUUGUAUUCACUCCUGGGGAAAGCCCAGUGACUGUUUUAUGGUGGGUGAUUUCCUUACCAAUCUGAGUAUGAGCGCUCAGACUUCCCCAGCACAGAAGGGCCUGAAUCCAGGGCUAAUGUGCCAGGAAAGUUACGCCUGCAGUGGGACCGAUGAAGCUGUCUUCGAGUGCGACGAGUGCUGCAGUCUGCAGUGUCUCCGCUGCGAGGAGGAGCUCCAUCGGCAGGAGCGCCUGAGGAACCAUGAGCGGAUAAGACUCAAACCUGGCCACAUCCCUUACUGUGACCCCUGCAAGGGCCCCAAUGGGCAUUCGCCAGGUGUUAGGCAGAGGGCAGCCGUGAGGUGCCAGACCUGUAAGAUCAACUUGUGCCUGGACUGCCAGAAGAGGACCCAUUCUGGUGGCAACAAAAGGAAACACCCCCUUACUGUGUACAAUGUCACUAAGGUCCAGGAGUUACUGGAAGAAGAAAAGAUGGAUGAGGAGACCAAAAGGAAGAAGAUGACCGAAAAGGUUGUGAGUUUCCUCCUAGUAGAUGAAAAUGAAGAAAUUCAGGUAACAAAUGAAGAGGACUUCAUUAGGAAAUUGGACUGCAAACCUGAUCAGCAUCUGAAGGUGGUUUCCAUUUUUGGAAAUACUGGUGAUGGAAAGUCUCAUACUCUCAACCAUACUUUCUUUUAUGGCCGUGAAGUCUUCAAAACCUCCCCUGCCCAGGAAUCCUGCACUGUGGGAGUGUGGGCGGCGUAUGACCCAGUCCACAAAGUAGCGGUGAUAGACACGGAAGGGCUCUUGGGGGCUACGGUGAAUCUAAGCCAGAGAACGAGGCUGCUUCUUAAGGUCUUGGCCAUCUCCGACCUUGUCAUCUAUCGAACUCAUGCAGACCGGCUGCAUAAUGACCUCUUCAAGUUCCUUGGGGAUGCCUCAGAAGCUUAUCUGAAGCAUUUCACCAAGGAGCUCAAGGCUACCACUGCUCGCUGUGGCCUGGAUGUCCCCUUGUCCACCCUGGGCCCUGCUGUUAUUAUUUUCCAUGAGACUGUGCAUACUCAACUACUGGGCUCUGAUCACCCCUCGGAGGUGCCGGAGAAGCUCAUCCAGGACCGGUUCCGGAAGCUGGGCCGCUUCCCCGAGGCCUUCAGUUCCAUCCACUACAAGGGAACCAGGACGUACAACCCGCCCACAGACUUCUCCGGGCUUCGGCGAGCUUUGGAGCAGCAACUGGAGAACAACACCACCCGCUCUCCCCGGCACCCAGGGGUCAUCUUCAAAGCCCUGAAGGCAUUGAGUGACCGCUUCAGCGGCGAGAUCCCCGAUGACCAGAUGGCACACAGCUCCUUUUUUCCAGAUGAGUACUUCACCUGCUCCUCCUUGUGCCUCAGCUGUGGGGCUGGAUGUAAGAACAGCAUGAAUCAUGGGAAAGAAGGAGUACCUCACGAAGCCAAGAGCCGCUGCAGUUACUCCCACCAGUAUGACAACCGAGUUUACACCUGCAAGGCCUGCUAUGAGAGAGGCAAGGAAGUCAGCGUAGUACCCAAGACAUCUGCUUCCACCGACUCCCCCUGGAUGGGUCUUGCAAAAUAUGCCUGGUCUGGGUAUGUGAUCGAAUGUCCUAACUGCGGCGUGGUCUAUCGUAGCCGGCAAUACUGGUUUGGGAACCAAGAUCCUGUGGAUACGGUGGUGCGGACAGAGAUUGUGCAUGUGUGGCCUGGAACCGAUGGAUUUCUGAAGGACAACAACAAUGCUGCCCAGCGCCUUUUGGACGGGGUGAACUUCAUGGCCCAGUCGGUGUCGGAGCUCAGCCUGGGGCCCACCAAGGCUGUGACCUCCUGGCUGACAGACCAGAUAGCCCCGGCCUACUGGAGGCCCAACUCCCAGAUCCUGAGCUGCAGCAAGUGUGCUGCGUCCUUUAAAGAUAACGACACCAAGCACCACUGCCGGGCCUGCGGGGAGGGCUUCUGUGACGGCUGCUCAUCCAAGACCCGGCCCGUGCCCGAGCGGGGCUGGGGCCCCGUGCCCGUGCGGGUGUGCGACAACUGCUACGAAGCCAGGAAUGUCCAGUUAGAUGUUACUGAGGUACAGGCGGAUGAGGAAGGCGGGACGCUGAUUGCUCGGAAGGUGGGCGAGGCUGUGCAGAACACUCUGGGAGCCGUGGUGACAGCCAUUGACAUACCGCUAGGUCUGGUCAAGGAUGCGGCCAGGCCGGCGUACUGGGUGCCCGACCAUGAGAUCCUGCACUGCCACAACUGCCGGAAGGAGUUCAGCAUCAAGCUGUCCAAGCACCACUGCCGGGCCUGCGGACAGGGCUUCUGCGACGAGUGCUCCCAUGACCGCCGGGCCGUCCCUUCCCGAGGCUGGGACCAUCCUGUCCGAGUCUGCUUCAACUGCAAUAAAAAGCCGGGUGACCUUUAACCCUAGCUCCCUCUCCAAGUCCUUCACAACUCCUUAGGUUCUCAGGGUUAGAAACAGAAGUCUCGCUGAGGUAGGCCCUCCUCCCGGUCACCUGUUGUGGUGUGUAGGCCCUCUGCUCAUCCUGGCGCCUUUCCCGCAGCGUGGGGCAGGGCAGACGGCAGGCUGGGGUGCGCCUGGCGGCAGGCCCGGAGGCAUCAACCCUUCAGGGCUGGGGCCUGAGCAGCUUAUAAAAUCUGUUGCAUUUAUUUCAGUUAAAAAUAAUAAAAAUAUAUAUACCCACAUAGACAGAUGAAAAGACAUGGAGUAUGUUCAGGCUGUUGCUGGCUGCAGAGACUCACUGCAGUCUGUCCCCAGCACAGGGGUCAGGCGACAGUGGCAGCAGGUCUUCCCCGUAAAACCGAGCCAGGUACAAAGCCGCUGUGUUGCUGGUCCCCUUCUCUUCUCUCCCAAGCCUUUGAGGCCUCUCCUUUCCUUGCCUUUUCCCUUCACGCCUCCUGGUUGCCUGAGCAAGUGAGUUUCCCAGGUGCUUGCUUGGAAUCGCCUGAAAGGGGUCUGCCCUGGCCCUCCAGGGUGGGCCCCAGCCCUUGGCCUCAGCCUGUCUCAGAGACGACUCAACUUAGCGUGCAGGUCACCGGAGUGGGUGGAGGGCGAGGGAUAGGGUCCUCAGCCCCGAGGAGUCCCAGUGCGGGCGGUGUAACACGCUCGUACCUGGGGAGAGCCUGGGAGGAAGCGGGCCUCCCCCUGCUUGCUGCUGCUUCUGUCCGCUCCCACCCGGCUUUCCCGAAGGUCCACCCUGCUCCUGAACAGAGCACCUGCUUCCCUCCCCUCCGACCCGACCCGCUCAGGCCCAUCAUCUGCUUCUGAGUGUUGCACUAGGAUUUUUAUUGCUCAUUUUGAAGUGUCUUAAUUCUUUGUUCCCAGACACGUGACCCCUCUAGCUUAUUGGAGGGGCGAUCAUGAGAAAUCUUCCAGGGAAACAGAGCACAGAAUGGACUGUUAGUUGUUUUUUGUUUUGGGUUUUUUUUUUUUUUAGUAUAUAUAAAUAUUACAACAGAUCACUAAGAAAAAAAUUCUCUCUGGUCCUUGCAAGAGGAAGUCAAAUGGACUUUUGUUUCUCAUUAAGAGCUGGGACAUCCACAUCUAUCGUGACUGGAAAGAGACUCUUCUGCUGAAAUCCUGUCGUCAUGGUGGAUUUUAUCUUCAGUGGCCAAAAACGAAGAAUCAAAUGGCGACAUAGUUCUUGACGGAACUGGUGGUGGGUGGGUGGGUGAGCUUCAGGGAGGUCCUUGGCCGUCACACCCUGCGCGGGUGUCCAUGUGACGUGGGCCUGGGACGCGUGGGUCCUCAGACCUGCCCCUUCCCCCACGGCCCAACCCCGACCGAGGCCCUCCUCCAGUACUGUGUGUCAUCAAAUCCGCCGUUAUAAAGGAACCC